Molecule: messenger RNA, 225 nt
Organism: Linum tenue
Lineage: Eukaryota; Viridiplantae; Streptophyta; Magnoliopsida; Malpighiales; Linaceae
Source: the annotation of a GenBank genome assembly
GAAGAAGACUUCGAUAUCUUGAAGGUGUUCUUUAUAGCCAGUGGAGAUGGCCUCCCUCAUUCGGUGGUGGAGCCAAACGCAAUAGAGGAAUAUGCUUGUAAAUAGGCUUGUCAUUGGUGGGGAUUUAAUCUCUACUCCUUGUUAAUAGGCUUGCUUUCCUUAGUUGGAUCAGUUUAGGUGUCAAUAGAGGAAUUCUUUUUUUGGACGUAAUGGUAUUAAUAAAUU